Messenger RNA from Epinephelus fuscoguttatus (brown-marbled grouper), 2381 nucleotides. RefSeq lists its product as uncharacterized. The record is from RefSeq and is a predicted model, not a curated record. NCBI's taxonomy places the organism in Eukaryota, Metazoa, Chordata, Actinopteri, Perciformes, Serranidae. The transcript has 2 exons. The coding region runs from base 749 to 1837 and encodes 362 amino acids.
UCCAGUUAAAUACCAUGAGUUUCUAAAAAGAGACAGAGAAGGAUACUUGAAAAAAAAAGAGCAAGGGGUUGUCAAAUCUGUGACAGAAAUGACACACAGAGAGAAAAGAAAAGUUCAAAGACAGUGGAGAACUUCUCAACAAAACAGAUGCAAGAAGUUGAAAAGACUAGCUGCAGUUGAGAAUUUUAUGGCUCGAUCAACACCCCCACAGUCACCAGAAGACAUGGUUGUUCACCCAGAAUAUGUCUCACCUACCAACUCCAGCUCCACUGACCCACCCGAAACACCUCACCUUCCUGCACAUAAUAACUGUGCACAGAGAAGAGGGAGGAAAAGGGUUGCAAAGACUAGGGCAAAGGUCUACAGAGACCUUUAUGCAACUACUGUGAAGCUUGAUGAUGCUUUGCGGAAGGUGGAGAAAUACAAGAAAAGAUGUGACAGACUUAAGAAGAAAAUAGAAAUGGCCAACUCACCAAAGCUCAAAACCAAACAACAGAUGAAGCAAAGAACAAAAGAUUUAAGAAGAAUUCUUUUGUUUCAGAACACAAUUAUUUCACAGAUAAAAAAAGAAAUAUCAAAAUAUGCACACUGCUAAAGACCGGCAAGUGAUCUCUAAAGUUGUGGCUGGUAAGCUCCUGAAGAAAUACCGCCUGCUCGGCUUUGCCAGAAAGGAGUUUGGGUUCUCACCUAAGCUGAUGAAAACAAACAAAACAAGGGCUACCAAACUCCAGUACACCCGAAGAAUUCAAUGCAACAAAAUCAGCAAGGAAGUGGAGAAAAAAAUAAUAUCUUUCCUGGAACGCAAAUUGAUUUUGCAGAAAACUAUCUGUGUAAAUAUGGAAAUGAGAUCCAAGCAGUCCAUUUUGGUGAUUCCCAUCAACAAGCCACUCUCCAUAUAGGUGUGGCCCACACCAAAACUGGGGUGAUAUCUCUCUGUUCUAUUAGUUCAUCAAUGCGCCACGACCCAUCAGCCAUCUGGGCUCAUCUCAACACUGUACUCCCAUACCUUAAAACACUGAACCCAGAUGUAACCACACUGCAUGUUAUCAGUGAUGGGCCUACCACCCAGUAUAGGUCCAAGAAAAACUUUUUUUUGAGCAAAAUCCCCUUUCAGAUGGGAUUUAAAAGGACCACGUGGAACUUCCUGGAGGCAGGACAUGGCAAAGGCCCAGCUGAUGGGAUUGGUGCAGCUGUUAAAAGGCAGGCUGACUCACUAGUGGCAAACGGCAUUGAUCUUCCGAAUGGAAGGGUGCUGUAUGAGCAACUUUCAAAACAGCCAUCUACUGUGAAACUGAUGUAUGUCACUGAGAAGGAGAUUGAGGAAAUGGAUAGUCUCCUUCCUGAUGCCCUGCAGACUAUCUGGGGCACAAUGCAGAUAGAUCAGAUUGUCUCUGCAAGACCAGGAGAGAUAUCUUGGCGUAUUCUAAGCUGCUUCUGCUCAGAACCCCAUCUUUGCAAAUGUUUUGGUCCUCAGACAGUAUACACGGAGGCUGGCGCUGAGAAUCCUGCAUCCACAAGCACAUCUGUCACAACAGCUCAGUCCAUUGCAGACAUUCAUGAAGGACUGAUUGGAAAAUGGUGUGUGGUCACUUAUGAUGGGGAUCCUUAUCCAGGCAUCAUACAAGAUGUUGGCUCUGACAGCUGUGCUCUGGUGAAAACCAUGAGUCAUGUUGGCAGAAACAGGUUUUUCUGGCCAAUGAGAGAGGACGUGAUCUGGUAUCAACCUAAAGAUGUUGUCAGACUGGUACCAGAGCCUCAGCAAGUGACAAAGAAGCACGUGAUGUUGGAUCCCACAGUUUGGGCAGAAAUAUGUUCUGCUCUUGACUAUGACGGAUAAAGGCAAAGUACAUAUGCAAGUCUGACAGUUUGUGAAUUAAUUGGCUAUAUACAUAUGCAUAACAACUACAAAAUACGUAUGUUGAAAAGUUUGAUUUAGCAUAGUUAAACAUUCAUUUAAUGUUGGUAUUGGAGAGAGCAUUAGUUUAAAAAAUGCAUAUGAUAAAAAGUGCAAGGCAGCUAGCACACAGGUUUUACAGCAAUCACAUGACAUUUUAUGACUAUGAAUUUUCUAUUGUGUGCUAGAACUGUAACAAGUUUUACAGGGAUGAUAGGAGCUGGUAAGGCUACCAGCUUGGCAUGGCCCAGCAUGGACCUGCGACAGCUCAAAAUGAGAGGGGAGUAAGGUCCAACAAUGUGAGGACAUACUGUGUACUGUAAGAGUCAGGUUGUGUUAAAUGAUAUGUUUGGAUUAGAAAGCCUUUGUCAGUUUCAAAUCGUUACUGUUUCAACAUUUUUAGGAUGGAAAAACCUAUGGUCUGAAUUUGAUUGCCAUGAAAUGAAGUAUUGUAGUUUUGUGUGUAGGUUUUAGCGCAUAGAGAGCA